Molecule: messenger RNA, 1742 nt
Organism: Papaver somniferum (opium poppy)
Lineage: Eukaryota; Viridiplantae; Streptophyta; Magnoliopsida; Ranunculales; Papaveraceae
Product: post-GPI attachment to proteins factor 3-like
Exons: 6
Coding region: 115-1143 (342 amino acids)
Biological process (GO): GPI anchor biosynthetic process
Cellular component (GO): endoplasmic reticulum membrane
Molecular function (GO): hydrolase activity, acting on ester bonds
Source: RefSeq, a predicted model, not a curated record
CAUUGUGGAAGAAUUUCGGUUUCAUAAGAUCAGCAUAGAAAUAACAAUCUGCGGAGAAGAAUAAGUGGAAGAAAUAAUAAGAUUUUUACAACAAACAACACCAGAAUAUUUCAGAUGUCAAUCUGGAAUCGGGUUAUCUUUUUCGUGGCGUUUUUAUUUCUUGUUGGACGUCUGAAUGCUAGCAUUGGUGAUUCCAAUCCACUUUACAGGUCAUGCCUAGAGCAGUGUGAAGAGACUGGAUGUAUUGGGGACAGAUGCUUUCAGGAUUGUCUAUCGUCUGACAUCGGGUCUAAUAAUGGUUCAGAAUCCGUACAGAAACCAUUUUACAUGCAGUUUAUACAGUGGGAUUGCCAGAGCGAGUGCAGGCAUCACUGUAUGCUUGAAAGGGAAAGAGACAAUGAGAUGCUUGGCCUUGGACCGGUUAAGUAUCAUGGCAAAUGGCCCUUUAGGCGAGUCCUUCGGAUUCAGGAACCUAUAUCUGUGGUAUUCUCUGUUUGCAAUCUUGCCAUGCAUUAUCUAGGAUGGAUUUCAUUUUGCUCCCUUUUAUACACCAAGUUACCUUUAAGGCCUAAAGAUAGAAAACCAUACUAUGAAUACUCUUUGUUAUGGCAUGCGUACGCAAUCUUGGCAAUGAACUCUUGGUUUUGGAGUGCUGUGUUCCAUAUGCGUGAUCUGGAUCUAACAGAGAAGCUAGACUACUCAUCCGUCGUGGCAUUACUUGGAUUCAGUCUCAUUGUUGCCAUCUUACGAACUUUUAGUGUGAGGGAUGAAGCAUCUAGAGUCAUGGUUGCUGCUCCUCUGAUCGCAUUUGUGACUACCCAUAUAUUAUAUCUGAACUUCUAUAAAUUUGACUAUGGGUUGAACAUGAAAGUAUGUCUUUUGAUGGGUGUGGCACAACUUCUUUUAUGGGCUAUUUGGGGUGGUCUCAGUCGUCAUCCAUCACGAGGAAAGUUGUUGACUGUCGUUGUAGGAACUUCUCUGGCAAUGCUCUUGGAAAUCUAUGAUUUCCCUCCAUACAAAGGAUAUAUUGAUGCACACGCUCUUUGGCAUGCUACCACCAUUCCCCUUACCUACCUAUGGUGGAGUUUCAUAAAAGACGAUGCCCAAUUCAGGACUUCGAACCUCACGAAAAAGGUAAAGUAAAAAAAAGGCUUAAAUUUCUGAUGCUACACACUGGCGAACUUAGGUAAUUUCACCCCCGUUGUAAAUUUGUGAGAAGAACCUCUUCUUUCUUGCAAGUUUUGUUCAAAUUGUCGUUAAGUAUCUGCUUUUGAGUAUAUAAUCUUAUUAGUCUUGCUUAGAACCAUUCAACACGAUUCUUUUUUCUGCUUGCCAACCUUCGAUCUGAUCAUUUGGACUAAGCAAUAAGUCCAGGUCUCAAAAAAUUUAAAACUGAAAUAGUCAGAAACAAACACUUUUGUGAAUUUAUAACUAUAAUCUCUUAUAGUCUUAUAUAAAUAUAUGAAUGAUAUCUCUGUUUAAAUGAAAAGGGAGAAGCUAGUUAUUGAGUUGAGUUAUAUAUAUAAUUUACAUGAUUUGUGGGGAUUACUUGAUAGCAUAGGGACAUGUCGACAUGUCGGAACACUUAUAUGCUUAUAAUAUUCAGAGAAAGCUGAUAUUGUCUCGUCAGUUAUGUCUAAUCCUUUCUCUAAAAUCUUUUACCUUCAGUUGUUUUAUUUAGUCCAGAAUUAUUGUACUAAAAUAUGAUUGAGAUCAUGGAUUGCUUAAUAUUAUUAUUAUCA